CAUAUAAGUAAAGUAUACUGGUUGGUUAAACAGUUUGACUCACGUUACAGCUUUUGUCUAACAGACUUUGCAUUUUCAGUUAAAGUGAUAGCCCUUAUGUAAAUAAUUAGGUAUCUGGAGGAUAAUAAUACGGAUUUGCUGGACAUAUUUUGAGUUUAUAUUUAUCCAGAUAUGGGCUGUAAUCAAGGUACAGAAGUAGAGAUUUAAAGUAUGUACUAUACGCAAUGUUACUGAAAAGAAAUAAUGCAUGGUAUUAAAUGUAUAAAAAUAUAAUGAUAGGUGAAAAUGGUAAUUUCCUUGUCCCUUUUGUGAAGAUUUGGGGGGCCCACCAAUACUUCUAUGGACCGAUCACCCCUUUAAUAUCAAUGGACUUUUGGACAGUCUCUUAUUAUUGCCAUGAGAAGAGCAAAGAAGCAGACAAAUGCUGAAGAGUGGGAGACAACCCAGUUUAGUCAAAGUGGCUAUGUUUAAUAUAUGUUUACUUACCUGUUUACUUAUCACUGUUAUGUUAUGUGUUGUUUUUUUUGAUGUUACAGAGUAAUCUUGAAAAUGUUGCAGAACAUUUUUUUUUAUUUUUGUGGGGGAGGGUGUUGCAGCCGGGAAAGAUUAAGUUGAUUUAUUUUAAUUAGAUAUUGUCCAGGAGAGAUGUUUUAGCAAUAAUCAUAUUUUUUCUGUCUUAGUUAUGACAAUAAUUUCUAAGUUUGGUUAUUUGCUCUUUUAUUUUGAAACUACCUGCUAGAUGCAGCAUAUUUCCUUUUUGUUGGGGUGUGCGGAUGUGCAGAAGAAGAGCUGCGUCUAUGGUUUUGUAUGUGAUCACAUUCUGUCGCUCCGGCUGUCUCAGAAAACGUAGCAAAAGAGAAAAAAAGCGCUCAGUUCGGGGCAAAUAAAGUUGCAAAAACGAAGACGGAGUCCUGUCCAUUUUCAAGGGUGCAACAUAAAUUUGGUGUUUCCGCCCGGUUGGAGUGCUUUUUGCAACGAAGUCCAUCGAAAGAGACACGUGAGUGACCGCCAUGAGAAUCCUAGCUGAAUUAGCUUAGCUUGCUAAAGUGCCCGACGUUGUUCUGCGACCACGCAAACGGCAAAGAUAAAGGUUUUGCACGAAAGCUACAAAUGUAAAGAUGGCAUCUCCAUGGGACAGUGUUUAUGAGGAAAUAGAGGAAAAGCUAUUGACGUUACCUCUGCCGGAAUUAAACGAAGCCUGUGAAUCACUUGGAGUUCCUGUCAGAGAGAGUGAUAAAGACUUACCUCGUAGGCUGAGGAGACAAAUCCUGCAGUUCCUAGAAAGUGAAGAAGUAACAUCACUCGAGGAUGAGGGGAUGUCUUUGUUACUUGCAUUUAAUGACAAGAUUGACGAGUUAAAAGAAAAAGACGAUGACACGGAGCUUCGUUCAAAGAAAAUGGCGCCUCAGCACCCUCCUGUGGCAGAAAAUGGUACCGCAUCCAAAAACGCAGUUGGCGAAAAUGAAACGGUUUUAGCUUCCAAAACAAGUGAAACGGGUAACACUGCUGAAAAGAACCCCACAUUUAUCCACCAAUUUUACAGGAAGGAUCUAAAAAUUAUUGGACAGAUUGGAGAACCAAAUCAAAAGGAUAAAUUAGGAUUUGCCAGUCUUGAAAGACAAAUUCAAAAAGCUCUGAAAAAGGGAUAUGAUGAAGGAGAAGUUGUUGAGGCUAUCAUUCAAGCCAUUAUCCCAGGGACAAAACUGAAAAGUUACCUAGAAAGCAGAGUCGAUUUGACACUUCAAGCUCUCAGACGAAUACUACGGACACAUUACAUUGAAAAGGAUGCCACAGAACUUUACCACUCACUUACACGUGCCGUGCAAGAAUCCAAAGAAACCCCAAUUCAGUUUUUGGUCCGAGCCAUGGACUUAAGACAACAAGUUCUUUUUGCCUCAGAAAGAGCUGAGUCUGGAUUGAAAUACAGUUCAGAAUUAAUCCAAAAUCAGUUCCUCCAAACAAUCCUUACUGGUCUUCAAGAUGACAUCAUCCGAGCUGAUCUAAAACCAUAUCUGCAAAACCCACUGGUAAAAGAUGAGGUGCUUCUGGAAAGAAUGACCGCUGCAUACAGCCUGGAAAUGGAAAGAAAGAAUAAGCUUUCAACUACACUUAAACCAAGAAUGGCUAAAGUUGCAACUGUUUGUGAGGAGAAAGGUCAUCUUGAUGAAGACAGAUGUCCACAAGAGACAAAGAAAAAGUACAAAAAGGUUGAAACAAUGAAACGUGACACACUGAUGGAGAAGGUUGAUCAAAGCAACAAAGCUAUAUGUGAAGCCAUCCAGAAUCUUUCCUCUCAAAUUGCAAGUUUAAAUCAAUGUCCAAGACCACAAAAAGUAAAAAUGAAUGAGCGACGAAGCUGGAAACCUCGUCCACAGACAAGGAUAAACAAGCAGUGUCAUCAGUGCCGAACAACAGACCAAGAAGGCAGAUGCAAUCACUGUUACAAAUGUGGGAGCACAGAUCAUUGGGCAGCUGGUUGUCGUACCAAGAAUGUUGCAGUUUCCACCAACAAGAUUGAAAUUCAGUCACAUGCUGAAGUAAAGAUGAACCAUGUGGAGAAGCUCAACCAGAAAACACCUCUCACUGGUAAGCAGCAACAAACAGCCAAGCUAGUAGGGAAGAGAUGUUUAGUCCGAGCGUCCCUUGGUGGUGUUGACACCACAGUGCUGUGGGAUACAGGGUCACAGGUAUCCAUUGUGGGAGCACACUGGAAAAAAACCUACCUUCCAGACACUGAAGUAAGACCAGUUGAAGAGUUGCUUGAAGAAGGUGCAUUAGAUCUCUCAGCUGCAAAUGGAACUGCAAUUCCAUAUGAAGGAUGGAUUGGAGUUGAUUUCACCCUGUCGCAAAAUGCUGUGUCUGGAAUGAGUGACAAACCAGUGCUGGUUCCAAUUUUGGUAGCUCAUGGUGACCUUGAACGCCCCAUCAUUGGGUUUAACGUGAUAGAGGAACUCGCUCUGACUAAUGAAACAUCUGGAGAUCAAACUUCGUCUAGCUUCAUGGUGAAAAGACUUUCUUCUGCUUUAGAAGUGGGGCGCAAAACUGCUAAAGCCGUCUUAUCUGUUCUAAAANUGUGUCUGGAAUGA
This is a messenger RNA of Oryzias melastigma (Indian medaka), 3086 nucleotides long. RefSeq lists its product as uncharacterized. The record is from RefSeq and is a predicted model, not a curated record. NCBI's taxonomy places the organism in Eukaryota, Metazoa, Chordata, Actinopteri, Beloniformes, Adrianichthyidae. The transcript is spliced from 2 exons. Bases 1119 to 3086 code for a protein of 655 amino acids.